Theobroma cacao (cacao) is the source of this 1772-nucleotide messenger RNA. It is a transcript of the gene ALB3, whose product is annotated as 63 kDa inner membrane family protein. Lineage: Eukaryota; Viridiplantae; Streptophyta; Magnoliopsida; Malvales; Malvaceae. The record is from RefSeq and is a predicted model, not a curated record. Gene Ontology annotation, cellular component: chloroplast thylakoid membrane. Gene Ontology annotation, biological process: protein insertion into membrane; thylakoid membrane organization; protein localization to chloroplast. Gene Ontology annotation, molecular function: membrane insertase activity.
GAAAUAAAUUAGGAUAAUUCAAAAAAUAUUCUCUGCCAUCUCUCUUCCCCACUGCCAAAACCUCAUCUCCAGUCGUCCAGCUCAUGAGACUCUGAAGAAACUCUCUCCCUUUACUUCAUAAACCCUCGCAUCAAUAAAUAAUCCAUGGCGAGAACUCUGAUUUCAUCACAGCCGUUCAUUGGCACUCCGCUUCCAUGGUCAAAAAUUUCUCACCAUGGUGGCCUCUACACGCUCCCUCGCCGUAGACUCGUCUCCACCAGAGUCCGUCUCAGCUUCAACGAAAUCCCUCCGAAUCCCUCCUUCGACUCUUCCUUCGAUUUUCAAGCACUUUAUACCAAAGCCGAGAGCCUCCUCUACACUCUCGCCGACGCUGCGGUUGCAGCCGAUCCCGCCGCCGGGUCUAUCGACGCCACCCCGCAAAAGAAUGGCGGCUGGUUCGGCUUCAUCUCUGAAUCAAUGGAAUUUGUUCUCAAGGUGUUGAAAGAUGGAUUAUCAGCGUUACACGUGCCGUACUCGUAUGGAUUUGCGAUUAUAUUGCUUACGUUUAUAGUUAAGAUUGCUACAUUUCCUUUGACGAAGCAACAGGUGGAAUCAACAUUAGCUAUGCAAAACCUUCAACCAAAAAUAAAAGCUAUCCAACAAAGAUAUGCAGGCAAUCAGGAAAGAAUACAACUUGAGACAUCUCGUUUGUAUAGGCAAGCUGGGGUUAAUCCUUUGGCAGGUUGCUUCCCUACUUUGGCCACUAUUCCAGUCUGGAUAGGCCUGUAUCAAGCUCUGUCAAAUGUGGCAAAUGAGGGACUGCUUACGGAAGGUUUCUUUUGGAUCCCUUCUUUGGGUGGGCCAACUACAAUUGCUGCUCGACAAAGUGGGUCUGGAAUUUCUUGGCUUAUUCCAUUUGUGGAUGGCCAACCACCAAUCGGAUGGCAUGACACUGCUGCAUACCUUGUUUUGCCUGUACUCCUUGUUGUCUCUCAAUAUGUUUCAAUGGAGCUCAUGAAGCCUCCCCAGACGGACGAUCCUGCCCAAAAGAACACACUUCUUGUUUUCAAGUUUCUUCCACUUAUGAUUGGUUACUUUUCGUUAUCUGUUCCAUCAGGAUUAUCAAUUUACUGGUUCACAAAUAACGUCCUUAGCACUGCACAACAGGUGUGGUUACGCAAGUUAGGUGGUGCAAAACCUGUUGUUGAUGAGAGUGCAAGUGGAAUUAUAACUGCAGGACGUGCAAAACGAUCAGCUGCUCAACCAGCACGGCCUGGGGAUAGGUUCAGACAAACAAAAGAAGAAGAGAAGAAGAAGAAAGUAAGCAAGGCUCUGCCAGCAGAAGAGGUUCAGACUCUAGAUUCUGCAUCUGAUUCUGAUGAGGAAUCAGGUGAAGAGACAAAGGGCAAGGGUGACGAGGCUGUCAAAGAAGCAUAUGCUUCCAGUGCAAGCAAACAGGUUCCUAAUAUUUCUCGGCCAAGACGAAGCAAGAGAUCAAAGCGGAAGCGUGCUGUAUAAGAGGAUUGUAUACUGAAUUGUUGUAGCUUACGGUGAGUCCUGUAUAUUUAAUGGAAUUGUACUGUUCUUAAUAUAGUGGCCAUUUUUAUGCUGGCUCAUUCAUCUUAAGAUUUAUUGCAAAAUCAUGGAAAACUGUCUGAUUGAAAAAAGUCCAUGCCCACAUGCUCUAAAAAGCCCAUAUUUUUCAUAUUUUAGUCAUUGCUCAGGUUAAGAAAAUUUAAUUCAACUGUGUAACCUGGCAUUUUUACCAUGUGGUAUGUUACGUGGCUGUUAAG